AUGUAUCAUAGUGCACAGGCCAUCUUUUACCAUUAUUAUUCAACAGAUCAAGAUCCACGACAUCAAAUCUGUGAUCCGAAAUGGUGCAAAUAUUUGCAGGAUAGCGACACAUAUGAUCAUGAUCAACAUUCGAUUCCUAGAGCUUGUAUGGACAUUAUUAAACUUGCAUUCGAUGAAUUAUGCUCUAAAGAGGCUUUGAAAGAAGUUGUUAGAGGAGGGAGUCAGAACCCAAAUGAAACAUUUCAUGGAAUAUUAUGGAUUUUAGUACCGAAAUAUCGUUAUGCUAGUGGUUUAAUGAUUGAUAUAGGUGUUGGUUUGGCCGCUAUUCUAUACAAUGAUGGUUAUAAAAAAUUACGUGAUUUAUUUCAACGGCUGUUCAAUUCAUGUGGUUAUUACACAAACCAUGGUAUUAUUGCCUUAGAUACUUCGAAAGAACAUGAUAGACAAAUGUUUUUUAGUCGUAAAAGAACACGAAAAGUCAAUGAACAACAAAGAAACCAGAUUUUUCUAAAUAAUGAUGACAACAGCAGCGAUGGUGAAGAUGAUGAAAGUGAUGGAUAUUUAUAUAGUAUUAUGUCGAGUGAUGAAGAUGCAUACGAACCAGGUGGUGAUGAUUUAGAUUGA
Didymodactylos carnosus is the source of this 624-nucleotide messenger RNA. The record is from the annotation of a GenBank genome assembly. Lineage: Eukaryota; Metazoa; Rotifera; Eurotatoria; Philodinida; Philodinidae.